AUGGAACUAUCACUCAAAUCAAGGUACAAGACCCGACAGUUGAUUUAUGAUGAAGAAGUCGAGGAUCGGUUCAAUUGCAUCAACUGCUUUGAGUCCAAUGUUUAUAUUGGUACUGAGCUGGGUCAAUUACUUCAUUACCACAGAUUUGACGACUCACCACAAUAUAUCUUGAUAUCUCAACAAAAGAUACGAAGUUCCUGUGUAUCUAAGAUAUUAGUUCUUCCCAUAGCCAGGAGAGUAGUAGUACUAUGUGGUGGGUCUAUGAAUUUGUUCUCCCUACCGGAAUUGUCCCCUAUUCAAUCAGGUAAGUUGAAAGAUAUCGAAAAUAUCCUGAAACUCAACGAUAAAGAUAUAAUGAUUUUAAUGAAAAACAAGAUGAAAGUCAUACGACUUCAAGAAGAUAUUCGACUGUUGGGGGAUAUAGAAGUUUCUGCCAAGAUGGCAGUAAGUAUGGGGAAAUCAGCAGUUAUAGCCAAUGACAAAGAAUAUCAAUUGAUUAAUCUACAGAAUAGUUCCAAGACUCCAUUAUUUCAAUACCGUCAAGAUGAAGAUGUACCUCCUAACAUCGUAGCAUUUGAUGCUAACGAUAGUGGCCAAAAAGAGGUUUUGUUGACUAUAAACUCCGAUGGAAACACUUCUAUGGGGAUGUUUAUCAAUUCUAACGGAGAUCCUACAAGAGGAACAUUUACCUGGAUUGAUAAAGGAUAUCCUAAUAACGGCAUAGCCAUUGAAUGGCCCUAUGUGUUUGCCAUAUUUAAUGGUCAAUUAGUGGUAUCUUCGUUGAUAUCGUUGGACAUAAUGGAGACAAUUAAUGUUGAAGGGAAAAUGGUUUUCUUAGAUAUUCCUGCUUCGGUUCAAGACGAUAAUUAUUUGACCAACGGCAUUUGCAAACAGGCCUUGUCAAGUAAGAUGGUGAUACUUCGUGAUAAGCAGGUAGACUUACUCUUCCUUAAUGAAGUGGAUGAUUUCUUAUCCGAACUCACGAAGUAUAUUAAUGGAGAGGUUGAUAAAAUAAAGUUGAUAGAUAGUGAUGAUGAAUUGUAUAAACAAUUGAGGUUUCUUUAUCUCAUACACAAGAAAGAAUAUGAUUCCAUUGAGAUUGACGAUACUUUGUUAUCAAUACUAUCCUACUUGAACGGAGGUGAAGGAUCGUUCUUCCAAGGUACUCAAAAAAUUGCUGAUUUGGUUAAGCCAAAACUUGAUGAUGAUUUCAAUCAAUUCUUCAUUGAGCAAAUCAGGAAACAAUACCUUCAAACACACAAAUUGAGCUUACAAAAGCAAGCUUAUUCUAAUCUCAAGAAUGAUGAAGAUUUCAUUGAUCUUGUGACAAAAGAUAAAGAUUCUUGGAGAAUCAAAACCCCAAAUUUGGUCAAUAUUAUUAAAAAUUUAGAAUCCCAACAGUUUUAUAGAGCCAUGUUGCAUGCUUAUACGUUACUACAAGAUGAUGAGAAUAUUUGUGUCAUGGCAGUGGCCUUCUUGUCAGGAAAAUACCCAGGUGAUGAUACUGAUUAUGUGGAAAUGAUCUUGAAAUCCCUUGAUAAGGUGAAGGAUGAUAAAAUUUAUCGAGAUUCACUUCUUGAGAUAUUACGUGUAGAUUCUUCAAAGGGUAUUGCUUAUAUGAAGAAGAACGUUAAAGGAAAACACACAGCAACUCAUUCUGAUAUCAUGAAAGAGAUGAUAAAUUUAUCCAAAAAUGAAGAUUUUGCAUCCUUGAAAUUGGAAAUCUUGGAAAAUACUUACAAAGAUGGUAAAGGUGGUUUAGAAGAGAUCCUUGAUCAUUUAAUAGAAAUGUUGAAAUAUCCUAAUGAAGUUCAAUCCAAUAAUUUCAUGAUUCUUUUUGAAACUUUCAAGAUCGAGAAUACUUUCGAUAGUCACAAGAAUAUCACAAGUUUUGUCAAUUACCUACAGAUGAUUAAAGAUGCCACUGAAUGUAAGGAGUUUAUCGAAAUCUAUUUGAAAGCAUAUGAACUCAUCAACUAUCUCAAUAGUGACAACUAUAAACAAAUCAUUGACAUGUACCCCUACUUUAAAGUUUUCGAUAAAGAAAUAGAAGAUAUCAUUAAAAUAGAUUUCUUCACAGCUGAAUUCUUGGCUGUCCAUGGUAAACCACCAUAUCCAGAUGAGAAAUAUUUUGUUGAAGAACAAUUAACUGAUGUUCUGACAGCAAAAAAUGAUCUUCUUAAGGUUUUCGUACAUUACAAAGACACCCAAGAUACUUUAGCGAUGAAACACUUCAUCAAAAUGUAUGAAAAUUAUUUCACUGCCAACGAAAUUAUCGAUUUGUUACCUUCAGAAAUGUCAUUAUCGAUUGUACAAGAUUAUUUCAUCAACUUGUUCAUAAAUAUAGACUCGAUACAGAGAAAGUUGAUAAUUAGAAAGAUAUUUAAUAGACAAGAAGCUACUGUAAGUAAGAAUUUAUAUAAAGAUUUCACAUCGGAAUCAAAUAAAUAA
Messenger RNA from Yamadazyma jaroonii, 2451 nucleotides. The record is from the annotation of a GenBank genome assembly. NCBI's taxonomy places the organism in Eukaryota, Fungi, Ascomycota, Pichiomycetes, Serinales, Debaryomycetaceae.